CAAAUAUUUAAGACAUAAAAAACUUUCCAAUAUACUAUUUAUUACCUCAUUCAAUAUAAUAGAAUUAGUUACUUUAUAUUAGAAAAGUACGAAAUUAAUUUAAUAAUGGCUAAUUUUAAUCCAUUUAAAACGACUAAAAUUCGUAAUUUAAUACAUCAUUAUUGGUUUCCAAUAAUAUCAUUGUGGCUGUGUUGUUUAUUAAGUAGUAUUAGUGGAUUACCUCAAGAACGAUUGCCACCACCAAUUGAAGGAAUACUUGGACUACGUAAUUUACCAACUCCAGCACCGGCUGAAAAUGUUGUCAGUUCAACGGCAUUUCCACGAGUAACACCACCACGUGAUGGAAUUUUUGGAUUACGACAUAUUCCAGGGGAAAACCUGUUACCACCACAAUGUGAUGAAACAACGACCCAUACCAAAAUCAAGAAUACAUUUUCAUAUUUAGAUUAUACUGUAUUAAUUGCAAUGUUGGUAAUAUCAUGCGGUAUUGGUGUAUUUUAUGGAUUUAUUGGGAAAAAGGCAACAUCAAGCAGUGACUUUUUAUUAGGUGGCAGUUCAAUGGGAACUUUACCAACGGCAAUGUCGUUAGCUGCAAGUUUUAUCACAGCAAUUGAAUUAUUGGGUAAUCCAGCUGAAAUGUACAAUUAUGGUGCACAAUUUUGGAUGAUUUGUGUUGCAUUUUUAUUAGUGGUUCCAUUAACUUCACGCUUAUAUUUACCAGUAUUUAUGACAUUACGUUUAACAUCCAGUUUUGAAUAUUUAUCAUUACGAUUUAGUAAUUCUGCCCGAUAUCUAGCUAGUGCUUUAUAUAUUCUACAAAUGAUUUUAUAUACAAGUGUUGCAGUAUACGCACCAGCAUUAGCUCUUUCCCAUGUUACUGGUCUAAAUGUUUAUAUUGCUGUUUCAAUGGUUUAUAUUGUUUGCAUAUUUUACGCUUCACAGGGUGGAAUGAAAGCUGUUAUAAUUGCUGAUAGUUUCCAAGCAGCAGUUUUAAUUGGUAGUUUAUUGGCAAUUGUAUCAUUGGGAGAAUAUUAUUUAGGUGGAAAUGGUAUUAUAUGGUCAACUGCCCACAAUACAGAACGUCUUGAAUUAUUCAACAUUGAUCCUAGUCCGACUGUUCGUCAUAGUUUCUGGUCAGUAGUAAUUGGUGGAACAUUUUAUUGGUUAACAAUGUUUUGUGCCAAUCAAGCAUCUAUUCAAAAAUAUUUAUCCGUAGCUAAAUUAUCACAAGCAAGAACUGCAUUAUGGGUAUCCGCUUUUGGUCUGAUUUUUAUUUACACAGUCAAUUUUUAUACGGGAAUGAUAAUGUUAGCCAAUUGGCGAUUAUGUGAUCCUUUAAAGAGUGGUGAUAUUAAUGAAAGUGAUCAACUCUUACCUUUGUAUGUGAUAAAUGUUUUGGGACAUUUACAAGGUAUGACUGGAUUCUUUGUGGCUGGAAUUUUUGCUGCUAGUUUGGGGACUGUGGCAUCAGCAUUAAAUAGUUUAGCUGCAGUUACAACAGAAGAUUUUAUUCAAGGCUUGUGUAAAGUAAAAAUUCCAGCUGCAAAAGGUGCUCUUCUAUCAAAAUGGAUCUCUUUUGUAUAUGGAGUCCUCAGUUUUGGUUUGGUUUUUAUUGUUGAACAACUUGGAAGCAUUAUGCAAGUAGCGUUGAGCUUUAAUGGAAUGGUUGGUGGCGUAACAUUGGGAUUAUUUUCACUUGGAAUGUUUUUCCCAUGGGCCAAUUCCAAGGGUGCCUUAUUUGGAGCUUUAACCGCAGCUGCCUUAGUAUUAUUUAUGGGAAUUGGUAAUCAAUUUAAGCAAGCCGCUGGGGAGAUUGUUAUCCCAACAAAAUAUACCAGUGCGCAACAAUGUGAAUGUUUUAACGAUACACUUACUGAAAAUAUUGUGCUAUUGCGUGAUGAAUCACAAGUAUUCUACUUAUUCCGUGUAUCGUAUUUAUGGUAUUCUAUGAUUGGUUGCCUAACAACCGUAUUCUUAGGUUUAAUUGUAUCAUUUUGUACCGGGGCACAAGAUCCAAAAGAAUUAAAUCAAGAUUUAUUAUCACCAGCCACACGAAAUUUAUGUGAUCAAUUUUCAAAUGAUAUUAAAGAGUUUUUAAAUUUACCAUUGAAAAAUGCACCAUCGAAAAAAGUAAGUGUGGCAGCAAUGGGUGUUGUGAAUCCAACGUUAGACGUCUCCGAUGAACAUCAAUUAACUACAAUAAUGGAACGAAAAUCAGUAUCUGAAUCUGCAGAUACAAUUGAACCAACUGACAACGGGUUAAAUUCUGUACACUUAUAAAAUGAUUGUAGACGUUAUUAGUAAUUCUUGUGGUAAUCAUUAUGGAAAGCAAAUAUUACAACGAAUAAAAAGACUCAUCGAAUAGAAAAUUUCGAUGCCAGAAAAAUAAUUUACGUAAAAUAUGCAAUUUGUAGUUAAGGUAGUACGGCUGUUUGAGUAAGUACGGCGAAUGUUCUUUUUUUUUGUGGUAGAUGAUAGUUCAAAGUCCCAUGAUCACAAU
Chrysoperla carnea is the source of this 2500-nucleotide messenger RNA. RefSeq names its product sodium-coupled monocarboxylate transporter 2. The record is from RefSeq and is a predicted model, not a curated record. Gene Ontology annotation, biological process: sodium ion transport; transmembrane transport. Gene Ontology annotation, cellular component: membrane. The transcript is spliced from 11 exons. Bases 106 to 2280 code for a protein of 724 amino acids. Lineage: Eukaryota; Metazoa; Arthropoda; Insecta; Neuroptera; Chrysopidae. Gene Ontology annotation, molecular function: symporter activity.